GAAGAGCAUGACAUUGAUGCCCCAGGAGAGCAGAAACAGCCAGGCUGGGCCUCUGCACAAGAAGAAACCUCCCAAACUCCCCAAUGGCUUAAGUCUGGAGUCUUGUCCGAACAACCACCACCUGCACCAGUCAUCCGACCAGGAGAACAAUCCGCGUCUAGCGCACACACAGGGGAAGAGGAAGAGGAAACAUCUGAAGAAGAAGCGCAAAAUGCUGAAGCCUGGGCAGAACAACUGCAAGGAGAGCGACAGCGAAGGCGUGAGCGGCAAGUCAAAGCCUUCGAUCAGGAGCAGCUCUAGAGACAGAGUGACAGAUUGUGACACUGAGAGUGACCAGGAAGACAAGGUUUCCGAUGCCAGUUCAGAGAAAUUUUUCCGCACAGCAGCAAUUAAAGGUCCUGAUUUUGGCAUCAAUGCAGUCUCCACCAAUGGCAGCCGGGAGCCUCACGGCCCGGGCCUCCUCCAGGUGUCAGGCCUAGAGAGGAGCCAGGAAAGGAGCCAGGAGAGCUGCAAGGAUCCGCAGCCUCCUGAAUCCAGCACCUUGAAUCCAGCUCUUCCCUCGCCACAGCCUGAGGGAACCGUCUUCCAGGCCCAAUCCCCUCCACAGACCCUGACAAACGGCUCGGACCAGGCUCCGGCUCCAACCCGCUCACUUCCACACUCGGAGGCUCUCCCCACGCCUCGGACACCUGCAGCUCUGCCUCUCGCCCAGGGCCAGGAGACCUCACCGCCCCCUCUUCCCCGGCCCCAGCUACAGCCUGAACACCCUACCCACACUAGGCGUCAGCCCACCCCAAACCUUCACCCACACCCUCCAUCUCCUGCCCUUCCGACCCACCACCCUCACCAGCAGCACCCUAAUCAGACGGGGCCUCAUCGGCCCCCAUCGCGCUGCAACCCCAGGCCCCUUUCUGCCUACAACGGCCUCAACGGCCACAGCAGCAGCAGGAGCAGCACCCCAGGCACCAAGCUGCACGGAUCCUCUGCUUCCUCCUUGCACCUUCCCAACCAGCCGCCUGCUCCGGCGGCAGCUGCAUUCCCUCUGCCUCUGGCUGCCAACCAGAGCGCCCCCCACGGCUUCCCGUCUGCACUGCAGCCCUCGCCACAUCCUCACCACCCCAAUAUGUUUGCGACUCCAGCAGCAUUGCCCCCACCACCGCCACUGACAUCUAGCACCCUGCCGGUACCUGGACAUCCUGCUGCUGGGAGUGCCUAUUCAGAACAAGACCUUCUCCGUCAGGAGCUGAACACGCGAUUCCUGGCCUCCCAGAGCGCAGACCGCGGCGCCUCGCUGGGCCCUCCCCCCUACCUGCGAACAGAGUUCCACCAGCACCAACAUCAGCAUCAGCACCAACACACCCACCAGCACACGCACCAGCACACGUUCACGCCCUUCCCCCACGCCAUCAUGCCCACCCCAGCACCGCCCAUGGUGCGUACCCCAACCAGAAAUUUUGACAAAUACCCAACAAAAGUCGAUCCCUUCUACAGGCACAGUCUUUUCCACUCAUACCCUCCAGCCAUGUCCGGCCUCCCACCUGUCAUUCCCCCUACUGGACCCUUCAGCUCCCUGCAGGGUGCCUUCCAACCCAAGACAUCUAAUCCAUUGGAUGUUUCCACCAGACCUGGGGCGGUCCCUCACACAUUCUUACAAAAGGACCCCAGGCUGACGGAUCCAUUUCGGCCUAUUCUAAGGGUGAGUCAGCUCAGUUCAUCCAUACACUUUUUUGUUUUGUUUCCCCAUCAUCACCUCACCAAAAUAAAGACUGUGACACCAACAGGACACUAUGCACCUUUAGAUGCUACAUUCUUAUUGUUUAUUUGCAGUUUAAUGACAAAGGUUUUCCACCAGAGUUGUAAUCUUCACCUAGUAAUGUGUUCAACUCUUCCUUUCACAGGUCCUACCCACCCGUCAGCCGCCCCGUUCGGCCACCCACCCCCUCACCCUGGAAACUUCCUCACCCCAGCAUCACACUUAGAGCCUUUCAACAGGCCGUCAUCAUUUGGAGGACUGGGAUCUCUCAGUUCAUCUGCAUUUGGGGGGCUAGGAAAUCCAGCACUAACGGCCAACUCUGUGUUCGGCCAUAAGGACGGCCCCAACGCACAGCAGCACUUAAACAGCAGCGGGAACAGCAGCCACCAGGAGCCGUGGAAUCGCCUUCACCGCACGCCGCCCUCGUUUCCCACGCCGCCCCCCUGGCUGAAACCCGGAGACUCCGAGAGGAGCGCCUCGGUCAGCUCACACGAGAGGGAUCGGGACUCGGAUAAACGGGACUCAGUCGGCAAAGACGACAAAGACAGGGAUUCUGUAGAAAAGCGUCAACAGAGCCAUCCAUCCCCAGUCCCCGUCCAUCCAAUCAACCUCCUGGGCCACAACCGUCCCCCCGAGCACCACAGGAACCAUCUGCCUCCUGCUUCUGGAGACCCUCAGAGGGACAAGGAAGCAAAGGCCAAAGAAAAAGAGAGGGAGCACCAAGAGUCUUGGAAGGACAACACAGAUGACCACAAGCUCAAAGAAAGCCAGCACGGCGACAAGGACGCCCCCGUCAUCCAUGACGGCCGAGCACCAGAGGAAAAGGUGCCCAGCAGGGGAACGACGUCGCCCUACGUCCGGCAGAACAGCCUGGAGCGUCCGAACGGUGGUCUGAGUCGGGAGGCCCUGGAGAAGAAGGCAGAGCUGUCAUAUGAGCAGCAGAAGAAGAACAGUGAGGUAAAAGUGAAGGAGGAGAGGAAGGAGGAGCAGGACGGGGUAACGGAGAGGAUCGGUGAACCCCCUUCACGGGCGUCCUCCACCCCGACGCUGCACCCACCCUCUUCGGUGUCUGUUCCCAUGGGCAUGGCAGGUGUCCACCCCAUCAACAGCAUCAGCAGUCUAGAGAGAACUCGUGUUGUGGCCCCCUUCAUGGGUGCAAGCCCCCUCCCUGGAGCCGAGAGGUUUCCCUAUCCAGCUUUUCACUGGGACCCAAUGAGGGACCCCUACAGGGGCCUAGACAUCCACAGGAGGGACCCCUUAGCCAGAGACCUGCUGCUAAGGAACGACCCCCUACACCGGCUGGCGGUUCCGCGCCUCUACGAGGCCGAGCGCUCCUACAGGGACCGCGAACCUCAUGACUUUAACCGUGACCACGCCCACUCUUUGGCGCUGGAGCAGAGACGGGAGCAGGAGCGCGCGCAGCUGGAGGAGCGAGACCGCCUCAACAUGCUCAGAGAGGACUACGAACACGGGCGUCUCCACCCUCCAAUGCACCACCCCGUCCUCGACGGACACCUUCCCCACCCUGCCCCGGGCCUCAUGGCCCCGGGACUGCCGGGCAUGCACUACUCCAGGGUGAGCCCCUCGGCUGCAGCGGCCGCCGCCGCCGCGGCGCACCAGAGCAGCAUCUUAAACAAAACCCCACCCACCGCCUCGCUGAGUGCACCGCCCCCUCUCAUCCCCACAUUGGGCGCCCGGCCCGGGUCACCCAGACGGACUACUCCCCUGGCCACAGAUAUCAGGGACAGACCGACUCACAAAGACAUUGAGGCACGAUGAGCGGCGUCCUGUCCCUCCAUCCCCGUGCCUCACCGUCACUAAACUCACACCCAGCACUUAGCUUCGGACAGAGCGAGACUGUAACAUAGCUGUGAAUAAUUUAUGUGGGCAGAGACGUGUCUGCAGGUCUUUUUUGUACAAAACUUUAACAAAAAGAACAUUUGUUUCUUUUAUUUUUUUUAUAGUUUGCUCCAUGGUUCUGUGUGCAUUCUUGAUCCUGUUUAGCAAAGUGAUGUGGAGUCAGACUAAACCUUGGAAUGUACAGCUCCUUUAGCACUGACAGUCAUGUAUAUAACGUGUACAGUCGCUGUGCUCACCCUGUAUGGAUCGAAAAUCAUGGUACAAAUAUGCAAAAGAGUGUUUCGAAAGCUUUACUUUGAUUAAAUGUAAAUAUAGGAGUAUUAUGGCUUUGAUUCAGAAUGUGCUUUUUGCUAUUUUUCUGUUUAGGUUUGUUGUUUUUUUUUCAGCAUGUUCCAGAGAUCCCACAUACAACUAUGCAACAAAUGUCUGGGCUCCUGUUCUGAAAGCUGGCCUUCUCAGCACGGCUGACUGUGCAUCAAUAAAAGGAAAAAAACAUGGCUGGAAAGACAAGCUUUAACCGGUUCAGAUUAAACUAAUCGACAAAGUUUAGGAAGGAUCCUAUCGUACGGUAAAUUUUGGUGACAAUCUACAAUCUUUUAUUGACUCAAAGUAUUUUCUUAAAUCGCAGCCGAGACGACGAUUGAUUCUCCGUCUCGGCUCGCGUUUCGUUCUGGUUUCCGGGGCGGGGGGGGAGUGUAGUCCAGUCAAACACCACCGCAGCACAUCCAGCCCAACCGAUGGUGUGUAAAGUACGUUUUGGAG
Cyprinodon variegatus (sheepshead minnow) is the source of this 4375-nucleotide messenger RNA. RefSeq names its product autism susceptibility candidate 2 (gene auts2a). The transcript is spliced from 15 exons. The record is from RefSeq and is a predicted model, not a curated record. The coding region runs from base 8 to 3532 and encodes 1174 amino acids. Lineage: Eukaryota; Metazoa; Chordata; Actinopteri; Cyprinodontiformes; Cyprinodontidae.